Molecule: messenger RNA, 1781 nt
Organism: Silurus meridionalis
Lineage: Eukaryota; Metazoa; Chordata; Actinopteri; Siluriformes; Siluridae
Gene: ubl7a
Product: ubiquitin-like 7a (bone marrow stromal cell-derived)
Exons: 12
Coding region: 43-1287 (414 amino acids)
Biological process (GO): ubiquitin-dependent protein catabolic process
Cellular component (GO): cytosol
Molecular function (GO): polyubiquitin modification-dependent protein binding
Source: RefSeq, a predicted model, not a curated record
CUGUCAUCACGCAUACAUGAAAACAAGGAUGAUUUUGCUAGAAUGCAACUUCAUCACUUGAUCGCCUUCGGCACCGGAAGUAUGGCCGUUUCCGAGUGGCGUUUAUCGCUGAAGUUACUGGACCAGCCUUCCCUUCCCAAGUCACUGCUUCAGUUUCCAGAGGCAGAGCCUGGUGAUGUUCCUCCUGGUCAGUACCGCGUUGCGACUCUUAAACAGCUCGUUUCAGUGCAGUUACCGGACGCGAUUCCAGAUCCUGAGCUUAUAGAGUUGGUUUACUGUGGCAGGAAGCUGAGGGAUGAACUCACUUUAGACUCUUACGGCAUCCAAUCAGGAUCAACAGUCCACAUCCUGAGAAAGUCAUGGCCAGAACCUGAGAUCCAAGCAGAGGCAGUGGACAGGGGGACGACUGCAAGAGAAUUUCGUGUCCUGCUGGCAGCUCUUCACACCAGCACAGCCUACAGAGACUCGGUUUUUAAGAUGCUGAACAACAAGGAGUCUUUGGAUCAAAUCAUUGUGGCGACACCCGGACUGAGUGGUGAUCCCUUGGCCCUAGGUGUGCUUCAAGACAAGGACCUCUUUAUGCAAUUCUCUGAUCCGAACAUGCUCGACAUGUUGAUUAGCUCUCACCCAACAUUGGUUAAUGCCAUUAUUCUGGUGCUACAUUCUGUAGCUGGCAGUGUUCCCACCCAGCAGAGUGCUGGCUCCUCUAGAAAUGUUUCCUCCAGCUCCUACAGUGAUAUGCCAGGUGGUUUUCUUUUCGAAGGCAUGUCGGAUGAUGAGGAAGAUUUCCAAUCGGGGACUCGCAGUGGGCCAUCCUCAGGUUCUGCAGGUUCUUCAGGUCUAAGACCUGCUACUUUAGGUUACAGAGGAGCAGUAGGGCCCAGGCCAAUCACACAGAGUGAACUUGCAACAGCUCUGGCCCUAGCCAGCACCCCAGAAAGCAGCGCUGUUACACCUACCAUCGGAAAUCAGGGAGCUUCUUCAGGGGUUUCCCCUAUCCCUGCAGGAACUCCAAUAACAAAUGACCUUUUUAACCAGGCCCUGCAGCAAGCCAUACAGGUGUCUAGCAUAUCAUCUCUGCAAAGUCAGUGGCAAUCUCAGCUCCAGCAACUGCGUGAUAUGGGAAUUCAGGAUGAGGAGCUGAUUCUGCGAGCCCUACAGGCCACUGGAGGAGACAUCCAAGCUGCCCUAGAGCUCAUAUUUGCAGAGUUUUCAGUCAUUUUGGCACAUAUAUUUUGGAGAGAAAAUUAUCUGUAUAUCUGGAUGAUCAUUUUUGGGAAGGUGUGAAUUAUUUUUGAGUGCACUGUAUUGUGUCUUGCUACAUAUGUCAUUGUUAAAAUUGGCAUUUUGUUAUUAUUGUUGUAUUUUGACGAAAUGUAUUUUUUUUUUAGUUUUAGGGAAUUAACCUCAAAGUUAUAACGUUAUUCAUUUGUAAAUGAUACUAUAUAAUACUUUUGUUAAAAUUAACUCAGCUAAAUCAAUAAAAAAAAAACAUCAGCAAAGUUCUACAUUGCUGAGUUUAUUGUUCUGCAAUAAAAAAAAAAAAAAAAGAGUUUAAUAUGUUCAUAUGUCACUGCUGUAUUGUUAUUAACGCCAUGAUGUCAUUCAAGUCAUUGUGUAAGGUGUUGCCAAAUUGGUUGUAAAAGCUCCUUUGUACCGAAAAAACAUUCAUUUGGCUCUAAACUGGCCUAGUUAUUGUAUUCCAAAAUGUUUUAAUAUGUAUGUAUUCCUAACGGCUUACUUAUUGCAUUCCGAAAUUGUAAUAAACAUUAAUUCCCACA